Molecule: messenger RNA, 3643 nt
Organism: Sceloporus undulatus (fence lizard)
Lineage: Eukaryota; Metazoa; Chordata; Lepidosauria; Squamata; Phrynosomatidae
Gene: HUNK
Product: hormonally up-regulated Neu-associated kinase
Exons: 10
Coding region: 1-2175 (724 amino acids)
Biological process (GO): intracellular signal transduction; protein phosphorylation
Cellular component (GO): cytoplasm
Molecular function (GO): ATP binding; protein serine/threonine kinase activity
Source: RefSeq, a predicted model, not a curated record
AUGCCGGCGGCGGCCGGGGACGGGCUUCUGGGGGAUCCGCUGUCGGGGCCCUUCGGGGAGGGCGGCGGCGGAGGCGGGGGCGGCGGGGAGCCCUUGGCGGCCUCUCCCCCUCUGGCGCUGGCCCUGGCCCUGGCCCCCGAGGGGCUGCCUGCUGCUCUUCCUGCUGCUGCUCCUUCCUCCCCGGCGCCCGCCUGGCUCAGCGCCUCGGCCGCCCGGGAGCGGCUCCGCGAGUUCCCCCACACCAAGCGGGUGGGCAACUACCUGGUGGGCAGGAAGCUGGGCGAGGGCUCCUUCGCCAAGGUCCGAGAGGGGCUCCACGUCCUCACCGCCGAGAAGGUGGCAGUGAAAGUUAUUGACAAGAAGAGAGCCAAAAAGGACACCUAUGUCACCAAGAAUCUGAGGCGGGAGGGUCAUAUCCAACAAAUGAUCCGACACCCUAACAUUGCUCAGCUCCUGGAUAUCUUGGAAACAGAAAAUAGUUACUAUCUUGUCAUGGAGCUAUGCCCAGGAGGCAACCUGAUGCACAAAAUCUAUGAGAAAAAGAGACUGGAGGAACAUGAAGCACGCAAAUAUAUCUGGCAGCUUAUUCUAGCUGUUGAGCAUCUACAUCGUGCAGGGGUGGUCCACAGAGAUUUGAAGAUAGAAAAUCUCUUGCUGGAUGAAGACAACAAUAUCAAACUUAUUGAUUUUGGCUUGAGCAACUGUGCAAGUAUCUUGGGAUACACUGAUCCAUUCAGCACACAGUGUGGCAGUCCAGCCUACGCAGCACCUGAACUUCUUGCAAGGAAAAAAUAUGGUCCCAAAAUAGAUGUUUGGUCCAUUGGUGUGAAUAUGUAUGCAAUGCUGACUGGAACGCUGCCCUUUACUGUGGAGCCAUUCAGUUUGAGAGCGUUGUAUCAGAAAAUGGUAGACAAAGAAAUGAAUCCUUUCCCUACUCAGCUAUCCACAGCUGCUGUAAACUUCCUACGAUCUCUGCUAGAACCAGAUCCUGCAAAGAGGCCAAAUAUCCAACAGGCUUUAGCAAAUCGUUGGCUUAAUGAGAAUGGCAAACCACUGAAUAAUGUCAUAUAUCCAAACAGAAUUCACCUAGAAGACAUAAGCCAAAAUGUGCUGCUCUACAUGACUGAAAAGCUUGGCUAUAAGAACAGUGAUGUGAUCAAUACUGUCCUCUCUAACAGGGCUUGCCACACUCUUGCCAUCUAUGUCUUGCUUAAUAAGAAGCUGGAGCGGUAUUUGGCCAGUCUUAGAAAGACUGACAUUCCUGAUAAUGUGUACAUGAACCAGAUAUGUCGGAUAGAGAAAUACAAAUCAAACAAGGAAUCUUAUGAGGACAAAAAGGCCAAGGAACAAGAAACAAAAGAAGAGCUCCUUCACCCACUUCUGAAGAAAUCGGAGAAAAAUCCUGCUUCCUACAAAGAACCUUCCUCCUGCCUUACAACUCAAAUACAAAAUGCGAAAGCCCUGUUAAGCGAUCGCAGAUCUAGCCAUGGUGGUGCAUCUGAGAAAGAUUCUCCAGGUGGUUUGAGCCCUUUCCAUGAAUCAGCAUCAGCCAAAACAGGUUGCGUCACCUCGUAUUCUUUGGAGUACCUUGAGAUUCAGCAACCUGCUCCGAGGACCCCAAGGCUCACAAAGCGGCAAGAUUCACCUCAACAAGAGCCCUCCAGUCCUGGCAGCCAGAACUUGGAUUCUCCCUUGAUUCUAAAUAUUGUACAUUCUUUUGAAACUGGUGACAGAGAGGAUCAAAUAGACCAAGUUUCCCCCACACACCAGUAUCGAAUGCUGAGCUCACCAGUAAAUUUUGGUCGGAGAAGUUCCAGCGAAAGGACAUUGUCUCCACUCUUCCAGCCUGGAGGCACUUCUCCCAGUCCCACGAAAAGUCCAGUUCAUCCCACUCAGCUCUCCUUCACAUAUGAUGAAAAGAGCAGUUCUUUCCGAGAGGAAGCUGUCUCACCAACACAGCUAAAUAAUACAUCUAAUCCUCUGGGGAGUCCUAAUUGUGUGAAGAGCAGAGGCCGUUUUCCCAUGAUGGGGAUUGGACAGAUGAUGAGGAAACGCAAUCAGUCAGUAGGAUCACCAACAGAGAAAACGCUGGAAGCAAGAAUGCCUCAGCUGCAGCAAAUGAGUCCAACACAGAUUUCAUUCAAUAUAAUGGACCCUAUAAAUGGACAGUGCUGAAAUGUCCAUACUGAAAGUUUAAGCUUAUGUGUACUGCUGGUUUCUGGGACUUUUCCAUAGAGGUAGUGAAGACUUGGUAGUUACAAUAUUUUCUCUGUAUAGUUUGUCAUCACAUCUAAUAAGAAAAUUGCGGGACCACAUACUUUAGUGGUGUUUGGCUAAUGCAGUUGACAAAAGGACAACUAUUUUAAGUGUUGAAAAGACUAAUUUCAUUUUAAAGGCCUACAUAAUCUUUCCAAGGUUGGUAUUUUUGGUACAUUUGGGUUGUAUCAUAUUACACACAAGCCUAUGUCAGCAAAAGACCAUUCCACUUAACAGCUUGGUUUAACAGUGAAAACAGAAUCAUAGAAUGGUCCUUUUGCAUCUAAUGUCAUGGUUGAUGGACUUGUUAGGCAAUAGCCAUAAUUUCUGCUUCACAGGCCCAUGCUUGAUUACAUCACUCAAAGAGAGGAAGAAUAAUAACAGAUAAAAUGGGUUUACCCCUUGUUUCUAAAGAAGGUGCGCUCUCAUAAUUCAUGUACAGGGAUAAUGAAGAAACAGGACUUCAAAUAAAAGCACAAAAACUAGAUGUUCAGAAAGUUGAUAAAGCAGAUUUUACAUUAAAUCAGUCUAUAUUUUUCCUAAAAGAAAAUGUUCAUUUGAUAAGAGAUGCUGCUGUAAUCAUCUCAUACUCAUUUGGCCCUAGGGAAAUCUUUGUUUGCACUCCUCUUCUCAACAUGUGUGUGCUUAAAAUAGUCCAUAUUCCUAAAGGCUCUGCUGAAAAAAAGGUAGCAAUUUCUUCUUUGUAUAGGUGUAUUAUUUCUGUGGAACCACCCCCCAAAAAACUGCACACAACUUGGUUUUAGCAAAAUAGCAUUGGAAAUACUUGAAAAUGUUGCUGAGAAAUGCUGCAUUGCAUUAAGUGGAGUUACUGAAGGACACAUCUGCUCGCUCCAAUGCCAUUUGCAAAUGGUAGGAAUGGCAAGGCAGUUAGAUAUCAAAAAUUCAUUCGUGCUAUGAACUGUGAAGACUAACUUUGUGAAAGGUAACCACAUUCUGUACUCUUCAGCUCUUUUUAGUUCACAGUAAAGAAAUUGUCUGCAUAAUGAAGUAGGCCUUUUUGUGAAAAUAAUUUCUUAUAAAUAUACAGGGUUUUAACCAAAGACUCUUCUAUGGUUUAUCUGUGCCCUGCUAGCACAUGAGUUAUGUGUACAGCAUUGUUGGUCAUUGUUCACAUUAGUCUGGCACAGUGGCAAUUGAUCACUAAUGACGUGUACAUCUUCCCUUUUGUUUAGCAUAGAUAAUAGAUAUACAUCUUCAUGAAAGAUAAAUAAGAAUAACUGGUUAGAAGGUUAUUGAAAGAUUGUUGAUAAAAUUAUGGUUUUAAGUCAUUUGAUGACUCUUUGGUGUUGUUGUUUUUUUAAAAGCAUUAUUAUACCAUUCCCCUUUGCCCCCAAGUGCUCUUGAGUCACAAAGAAUAUUGGAUCAC